AUGUCUAGUGAUGAUGAUGAUGAUGAGUUAAGCGAUGUCAAUGAGGACGAUUAUUAUUAUGAUCCAAGUGAUCAUGCCUUUGAGGAGGAGGAUGAUGACGACGAUGAUGACGAUGUAGAGGAAGAUCUACUUCAACGAUAUAAUCUGGUAUCAGGUGCUGUAUCACUAUCUGAUAUUAUACAAGCAUAUAUGAGUAGACUUAGAGGAGGACCUAUACAUGUUGGGACACAACAGGCUCCACCACAAGUGGAUAAACCAAACCAGGACUUAACCGAUGAGCUCAUCACACAUGAGUACCAAGCUAGAGUGAAGCAUCCAGAUGUUAGGGUCAAUGACUUCCUCAUGCAGAGGGAGAUAUAUGGCUUUGAUCGUUAUCAGCCAGUCGACUUAACCAGCAACUACAUACCAAACACUGUACAUUCAAAGAACAUAACAAACCUUUCCAGCAAGAUAUUCUCUUGCAAGUUGAUGGACUGCUGUCGUACAUUCAUGACGGCCAGCUCAGACUGUAAAAUAAGAUUCUUCAAUACAUCCAACUGGACUGUUGACAAGACAGUCCAAGCUUUUAACAUACAAUGGUCUAUAAUCGACACGGACAUAUCAUCCAACGAGAAGAUGAUGCUCUACUCCUCUUGGAGUCCCUACAUCUACCUCGUCAAUCUCGAGGAUGACGAGUCAGAACAGAUGCCAAUCGACUUAUCCCCUGGUCGUGGAAGAUUCUGUUUGUUUAGCCUUAAGUUCUCGGCUGAUAAUACUCAACUGCUUGGUGGAUCUUCGGGCGGCCAUAUAUACCUCUACGAUUUGGUGGAGGGCAAGAAGACACAUGAGGUCUAUGGCCACUCGGACGACACAAACAGUGUAUGUUGGAUAGAUGACAAUGUGUUUGCCAGUGGCAGCGACGACUUUUACAUCAAGAUAUGGGACAAGAGAACAUUACACAAUAGCCAACAACAACAACAUGCCACUGGCAACUACGACGACACGUGUCGACCUGAGGGCUUCUUGACUGGACACCGACGUGGUCUGACGCACGUCGAGUCCAAGGGAGACGGACGGUAUCUACUGAGCAAUGGCAAGGACUGCCGUGCCAAGCUCUGGGACAUCCGCACAAUGUCCACCAACAUCAACCAGAUCUACACCGAUCGCAGUGAGUCGUACCAGGAUCUCGACUACCGUCUCCGAGGCACAAGCACCACCAGUGGACCGACACGCAAUGAACGCGACCUCUCGCUGGUGACCUACGCCAACCAUCCCGUGUUCCAAACACUGAUCCGAUGCCAUUUCUCCCCGGUCCAGACUACGGCACAGAAGUACAUCUACUCUGGCAGUAGCAAUGGCGAGGUGUUCAUCUACAACACAUUGAGUGGUGAGCUGGUACAACGAUUACAUCAUGGUCGUGGUCCAAUCAGAGAUGUAUCAUGGUCACAAUGUUCACCGGAACUAAUAUCAACGAGUUGGGAAGGAUAUAUCACACAAUGGAGUGAUUGGAUUGAUGGAAGGCCUUCAUCGUCUACCUCGGAGGAUGACGACGAUCACUCUGAACAAUAA
Messenger RNA from Acytostelium subglobosum LB1, 1548 nucleotides. RefSeq lists its product as hypothetical. The coding region runs from base 1 to 1548 and encodes 515 amino acids. Gene Ontology annotation, cellular component: Cul4-RING E3 ubiquitin ligase complex. Gene Ontology annotation, molecular function: protein binding. The transcript is spliced from 5 exons. Gene Ontology annotation, biological process: proteasome-mediated ubiquitin-dependent protein catabolic process. The record is from RefSeq and is a predicted model, not a curated record. Lineage: Eukaryota; Evosea; Eumycetozoa; Acytosteliales; Acytosteliaceae.